This is a messenger RNA of Vitis vinifera (wine grape), 995 nucleotides long. Its product is annotated as GEM-like protein 4. The transcript is spliced from 3 exons. NCBI's taxonomy places the organism in Eukaryota, Viridiplantae, Streptophyta, Magnoliopsida, Vitales, Vitaceae. The record is from RefSeq and is a predicted model, not a curated record. The coding region runs from base 1 to 468 and encodes 155 amino acids.
AUGAAACAACAUUCUAUAAGAUUGGCGCCUAGGAUCUUUGAAACUGUGAAGGGAAAGCUGAGCUUGGGGGCAAGGAUUCUUCAACAAGGAGGCAUGAAGAGAAUUUUUAAGCAACUUUUUGGGGUUACGGAAGGAGAGAAUCUGUUGAAGGCUUCUCAAUGCUAUUUAUCAACAACAGCAGGCCCCAUAGCAGGCCUCCUCUUUCUCUCUACUCAGAGGGUUGCCUUUUGCAGUGAGAGAUCCAUCAAAUUCUCUUCUCCAAAUGGUGAAUUGGUUAGAUUCUAUUACAAGGUUUCAAUCCCACUGAGAAAGAUAAAGAGAGUAGACCAAAGUGAGAAUAUGAAAAAUCCAUCUCAGAAGUACAUGGAAGUAGUCACUGCUGAUGAUUUUGAAUUCUGGUUUAUGGGGUUCUUGAAUUAUCAGAAAGCUUUUAACUGUCUCCAAAAGGCAUUAAUGUCUCAAUCUUGAACGAGUUACACAUCAACCCAAAAGUGAUUGAAGCAGAAAUGGUUUUGCCCUCUACAUAAAAAAUGUAUACAAAAUAUUUUGUUAAUAAGAAAUUGAUCUCCAAUUCUUCUCUGACAGCGAGAGCUUGGGCUUUUACGUCUGGAUUUCGCAGUAUAUUGUUUCGAGAAAGUCCGACCAAUCUUUUCAGCAACGAAAAGAAGCAGAUUAGGCCCUGUCCGGGAUUCAUUUUAAGCGUCUUAGAAAUCACUUUGCAAUAGUUUUUUACAAACAUUUUAUGUUGGGUGAAACAAACACUACUACAAAAAUUGAAAUUAAUGACGCUUUCUAAAAGCGUCAUUAUUGAGGGUAUACAAUGACGCUUAUAAAAAGUGUCAUAGUUGUAUUAUUUAUCUUGAUACUUAUUAUAAGUGUCAUUAUUUGAUGUCAUCUUUUUCCUUAUAACUGUGUAUAUAAUGACGCUUAUAAGAAACGUCAUAGUUUUAUUAUUUACCUUGACACUUAUUAUAAGCAUCAUUAUUUGAUGGGUA